AUGUCCCGUAGCCUAGGUUGGCUUGCCCUGUACAGUCUAUCGGUAUCCCUCUUCACAUGUCUCCUCUUUCUGAAGAGGACAUCCAAGCCAUCUCUAACCCCCAUGGCUUCAAGGCAGGCUGGGAGCCCCAUAACGAGGCAUCCCUUCUGGGCAUCUCCAGAGUCCCAUCACAACCCCUGUCUGCCCAACCCUGAAGUGACCAAUGUAUCCACAGCCCUGCCCAUCCGUCACCGCCUCUUCCUGACCUACAAGCACUGCCGGAACUUCUUAACCCUGUUACAACCUACAGGCUGCCCUGCUGACACCUUCCUCCUCCUGGCAAUUAAGUCACUGCCUGCUCAUGUGGACCGCCGGGCAGCCAUCCGAAGCACCUGGGGCCGGAUCAGAGGGCAGGAUGGGGGGCAGAAGCUAAAACUAGUAUUUCUCUUGGGGCUGGGGGGAACUUCCCCACCCCCACAGUUGUUGGCCUACGAGAGCCAGGAAUUUGAUGACAUUUUACAAUGGAACUUUAAUGAGGACUUUUUCAACUUGACUCUGAAGGAGCUUCACCUCCAAAGGUGGCUGGCUACUAGCUGUCCCCAGGCCCAGUUUGUCCUUAAGGGGGACGAUGAUGUCUUUGUCCACGUGCCCAAUGUCCUGGAGUUCCUACGAGGGCAAGACCCCAGCCAGGAUCUCUUUGUGGGGGAUGUGAUCAAAGAUGCCCUGCCUAACAGGAACAUCAGGGUCAAGUACUUCAUUCCCCCAUCCAUGUACCGUGCUCACCACUACCCUCCCUAUGCUGGAGGCGGAGGCUAUGUGAUGUCCCAGGAAACAGUGCGAAGGCUCCAGGCUACAGUGGAGGAGGUAGACUUGUUCCCCAUUGAUGACGUUUUUGUAGGGAUGUGCUUGAAGAAACUGGGAGUGAAGCCAACCCACCACGCAGGAUUUAAGACCUUUGGGAUUCGGCGACCCCUGGACCCCUUGGACCCAUGUCUGUACAAGGAGCUACUGCUGGUGCACUGUCUCAGCCCCCUGGAGAUGUGGACUACAUGGGCUUUGGUGCAGGAUGAGGGCCUGAGGUGUGCUGCCCCUCCUGCUCAGGCCCAACAGACUGGCUGA
Messenger RNA from Gracilinanus agilis (Agile Gracile Mouse Opossum), 1098 nucleotides. RefSeq names its product UDP-GlcNAc:betaGal beta-1,3-N-acetylglucosaminyltransferase 4 (gene B3GNT4). NCBI's taxonomy places the organism in Eukaryota, Metazoa, Chordata, Mammalia, Didelphimorphia, Didelphidae. The transcript has a single exon. Gene Ontology annotation, molecular function: hexosyltransferase activity. The coding region runs from base 1 to 1098 and encodes 365 amino acids. The record is from RefSeq and is a predicted model, not a curated record. Gene Ontology annotation, cellular component: membrane.